Messenger RNA from Limanda limanda (common dab), 3353 nucleotides. It is a transcript of the gene afap1l1a, whose product is annotated as actin filament associated protein 1-like 1a. NCBI's taxonomy places the organism in Eukaryota, Metazoa, Chordata, Actinopteri, Pleuronectiformes, Pleuronectidae. Gene Ontology annotation, cellular component: cytosol. Gene Ontology annotation, molecular function: SH3 domain binding. The record is from RefSeq and is a predicted model, not a curated record. The transcript is spliced from 19 exons. Bases 162 to 2432 code for a protein of 756 amino acids.
AAGAGAGAGGUAAGGGGGAGUGUGUAUGCAGCAGUAGGCAGCUCAGCUUCAAACCAAAGACUAAACAGGACACAGGCACACAGUGAAAGGCUUUGGAUGUGGAACAUCUCCUGCAGUAGCUGUGUGUCUAUGAGUGAAUGUAAUUUUUUCUCCUCCGGAAAAUGGUGGGACUGUCAUCCACUGCUGUUGAGGCCAUGGAGGUGUUGGUGAACGAGCUGGGAGUUCUGCUGAAGAUGCUGGACCAGGAAAACCUCAGCUCCUCCACCCAGGAGAAGAAGACAUCAGUGUGGAACCUCCUGCAGCAGCUACAGCCGUCAGUGCCGGGGACAGACUACAUCUACAUGAACUCAUCAGUUUACAGAAAUGGCACCAGCUUUGUCGAGUCCCUCUUUGAGACAUUUGACUGCGAGCUCGGAGACCUGAAGGAUGAUGUAGAUGAUAUCAAAGAAGAAAAGAACGACCAAACUGACACUUUAAAUCAGAGCUGUGCAGAUUCCCCGGCCCUGCACUCAGUGGACUCUCCUCCCCCUCUGCCCACCACACCGCCUCCUGAGGACUAUUACGAGGAAGCGGUACCGCUCAGUCCUGGCAAACUGCCAGAGUACAUCAUCACGCGAGUCAGGUCCAGUCCUCCCAACUCCAUAGAAGAUGGAUAUGAAGAUGCUGAAAAUAACUACCCCACUACCUGCAUAAAUUCACACCGUAAAAACUCUUACAAUGAUUCUGACGCUCUGAGCAGUUCAUACGAGUCUUACGAGGAGGAUGAGGAAGAGAGGAGCCCCGGCGUCCAACUCACUCAUCAGUGGCCGUCGGAUGAGAGCUCCAUGCCUCCUGCCAGAGACUGUCGCAUCUGUGCCUUCCUGCUGCGCAAGAAACGCUUCGGACAGUGGGCCAAACAGCUCACAGUCAUACGGGAGAACAGACUACAGUGCUAUAAGAGUUCCAAGGACACAUGCCCGUAUGUGGACCUGCUGCUGCCCCAGUGCACUGUGAUCUAUGCACCCAAAGACAGCAAGAGGAAACACCAUGAGCUCCGGUUCACGUUGCCUAAUGGCGAUGCGCUGGUGCUGGCGGUGCAAAGCAAGGAACAGGCCCACAGAUGGCUUGGAGUUGUUAGAGAGGUGUGCGGUCAGAGCACAGGCCCUGAGGAGUCUGCGUCUCCUGUCAGUCCAAGAAAAACUGAACUUGACAAGAGAUUAUCAGCAGAGAGGAACACAUCGGAUUCAGACAGCGUGGGUGUGUCAGCUGGAGAUAACUGCAGAGAGAACGGGAAGGUGAAACGAGGAGCUAUCGCUGCAGGCCGAAAAAUCACUCGCAUCAUCAGCUUCACCAAGAAGAAGCCCCCUCGACCUGGUGAUCCCCGGACAUCCUUCGUUGACCCUCGACAAGGCAACCUGUCGGUGCUGGUGAACCAGGUGUGGCGGGAACAGUGGUGUUGUGUGAGCAGAGGCUUCCUGUACUUCUACCUUGACAAGGGAGACACUCGAACCUCUCUGCCGUCACUUCCUCUCCUCAGCUGUGAGGUGGUGCCGGGGCUUGGACCCAAACACCCUUUUGCCUUUCGGAUCCUCCGCAACAACAAAGAGGUGGCUGCUAUGGAGGCUGCCAGCUCUGAUGAACUUGGACGGUGGCUGGGUGUCCUCUUGGCAGAAACAGGCUCGACCACAGACCCAGAGUCGCUGCAUUACGACUAUGUUGAUGUGGAAACCAUUGCUAAUAUCCGUAACGCUGCACGUAAUUCCUUCCUGUGGGCCACCUCCUCCUGCAGUGCCUCUACAGACUCCAGGACAUAUGAUGAGGUCUCUAAUGAGGACAUGCAGUCUGGGGAGAACCGCAGGCCGCAGUCUGGGAAUCAAGGGAAGCGGCGCUCAAGUUUCUCAAGCAACGACUCAGACAGAACUAAACCAUUAGUUUCCCUCAAGAGGACUGGCUCAAAUGCCAACCAGUAUGGAAGGUAUGGGAAAACACGAGCGGAGGAGGAUGCCAAGCGUUACCUUAAAGAAAAAGAGGAGCUGGAGAAGGAGAGAGAUGGGAUACGAAACACACUGGUGACCCUACGACAAGAGAAGCAAGAGCUGAAGGAAGAUUUAAAGACAGCCUCUGAUAAGAGGAAGUCCUCCAUGAACAAACGUGUGUCCCAUCUGGAGGAAGUGUGUCGAGCUAAGGAGGCAGAGAGGGUGGAUCUGGAGCUGCGACUCACAGAGGUCAAAGAAAACCUGAAGAAGAGUCAGGCAGGUGGAGCGCUGGGUGCACCAGUCGAGGCUAAACCACCUGUUAAGGCCUCCAGCAAAAAAAGGCAGAACAUCUACAGUGAUUCACUACCAGUAAAUUGUGCCUCAGAAAUACGUAGGAGACCUCCGUCCGUCUAUGCUUCUUCUACAGGAACCGUCAUGCAGAAGGCAAAGGAAUGGGAGUCAAAGAAAGGAACCUAAGAGAAGCAUCGUUAAAAGGACUGGUGUAUCAGGAUGGGACUUUUUUCAACCUGUUAUCCCACAAAGGACAACCUUCCUCCACAUAAAUUGACUGUAAUGAAAGAAUUCCGCCACUAGGUGGAGGUACAUCCCUCUGAAUAUUCUUGCCUUUCUUCCUCAGAGGACUUCACAUCUUCCGUAUACAAGUAUUUUCAUUGUCUGCGGAUCAAACUGAAACAAAGAGAAAUCUUGUGUUGAAGAAAGACUCAUGAAAAGUGUAUUGAAGAGCACAGCGCGAGUAUAGAAUGCAAUGUCACGGAGAAAAGGAGACGGAGGAUUGUGUUGGAAUCAGGGUUGCAUUAAGUGAGAUGUGAACAUGCCACAUGGGUAAGUUAGACUAAGACAUGUGAUGUGUUUGAAAAGAAGAGGACUAGAGGGCAGUUUCAGCCAUAUAAUGUGCCUGUUAUGUGACUUAACGUCUUUAUGUUCUGCCUGUAUAUACUUAGCCAUGACUACUGUUUUAUAUACUUUAUUCUUUUUCUAAUAUACGAUGUUUUACUUAUCAUCAUCAUGAUGAUUUACCCGAUAUGAGUUUUCAGCUGCAGUGCUGUGGAUCGAUAGCGCGUCAAUAUUUUUUGAUUGCACUCCGCUUCUCUGACAGUCGAAGCUGUUCAGUGAUCAUCUGCUCAAAUAUCUGGCUGAAACCAAACCCUACAGCUACUUGACCUCGCUAUAGAAAACUGAGUGACUAACAAAGCAGUGACACAAACCAUCAUUGAAAAUGAGAAAAUCUGCCCUCUAUCAUUUUAUCAACUUCUCCUUCUGAAUCUGUGAAUGUCUUUUUGCACUUUAUCGUUCUUCUACCUGGAUAAUAGAACAAAUGUCUUAUUUCCUCCACCAUACAUUACAAUAGAGAUUUCUUCAUUAAAAUUCAUAUACGCA